This is a messenger RNA of Drosophila suzukii, 2357 nucleotides long. Its product is annotated as beta-alanine transporter. The record is from RefSeq and is a predicted model, not a curated record. Gene Ontology annotation, molecular function: transmembrane transporter activity. Lineage: Eukaryota; Metazoa; Arthropoda; Insecta; Diptera; Drosophilidae. Gene Ontology annotation, biological process: transmembrane transport. Gene Ontology annotation, cellular component: membrane.
UUUAAAGAUUAUUCAUAAUAAAUCUGUACACAUUUCUAAAUUGUAUUAUAUUUGUUUCCCUAUCUUACCAUACAUUUAUUAGGGCAUUUUCUUUAGAAAAGAAGCCAAGAUUUAUUAGUCAUAUUUUUGAUGUUAUCUGGUGCUUUAAUAUGGCAAAUGACGAAAAUCAAAAUGGAUCAUCAGAAGAUAACGACCGGCAUAGGAAAAAUGGAAAAAAGGAUCAGGGACAGCAGUCAGAGCCCAAGAAGCCAUCAUUUUACAUUCAGCCGGAGAAAAGGGACAUUGGAAUUCAAGCCACUGAUUCCUUUGAUCAGGUUAAAGUAAGAUAUGUCGAGCCGCAAGAUGAAGAUAGUUCCCAUAUCUCGGUUUGGGAAAGAAAAAGAUCGAUCACUUCAUUACCACGCCGAUCGUGGGAGACGGAGGAUUAUAUAGAUUUCGAUGAUAUCCUGCCAAUGAUUGGCCAAUUCGGCCGUUUCCAGGUGAUGCUGUUCCUGUUCAUGAUACCCUUCUGCUUCAUCACCGCCUUUGUGUAUCUGGGCCAGAUAUUCAUGUCCCUAACUCCAUCCAAAUACUACUGCUUAGUGCCGGAACUUGAGCAUACGCAGAGUGUGGAGCUGCGCAUGCAGUUGUCCAUUCCGAGGGAGAAGGAUGGAUCGUAUAGUCGCUGCAGGAUGUACGACACCAACUACACUGAGAUCCACUUCGCAGUGGACCAGAGUGUUUAUAUCAAUACCUCCCUGCCGACGAUUCCGUGCCGGAAGGGAUAUGUCUUCGAACAGGAGGGCCCGCCCUUCGAAUCGGCCACCAUGGAGUUUGGCUGGUUAUGCGAGAACGACAAGUACUCCACGUAUGCCCAGAUCAUCUUCUUCUUGGGCUCGAUUCUGGGAGGUCUGGCCUACGGACACUUUGCCGAUCACUGCGGUCGGGUGGCGGCACUGGUUAGCAGCUGCUUCCUGGCCUUGAUUGGCAGCUUUGCAACCUCGAUGUCCACGGACUUCUUCUCCUUUGCAAUGUCAAGAUUUUUAGUCGGUCUCUCUUACGACACCUGCUUUACGAUGGUAUAUAUUUUAGUUCUCGAGUAUGUGGGUCCCAAGUACCGCACCCUGGUGGCCAACUUGUCACUGGCCCUGUUUUAUUCCCCCUUCACGAUGUUGAUGCCCUGGAUAGCCCUUGCAGCAGGAAAUUGGAGAAGGUUCUCCGCAUGGGCAUCCUUACCCAUUGUGUUGGCGAUGUUUUCCUUCUGUGUGCUAUCUGAAUCUGCACGUUGGCUGGUCUCCACCGGUGAUAUCGAAAAGGCCAUGGAGAUAUUGAAAAAGAUGAUCAGGGUUAAUAAAAAGUAUGUGUCUCAGCAUGUCUUGGAAAUCUUCGAGUCGAGCUGCACGCAGUUUUAUAAGGAGGAACUCUACGGACGUGAUUUUACCGUGUUUUCGAUAUUCAAGCGGAAGCGAACGGCCCUCCAUAUGGUCCUGUUGAUCCUUAUUUGGAUGGCCAUGUCUCUGGUUUACGAUGGACAUGUGCGGGCGGCCAGUGUCCUGGACACUGAAAAUAUCUUUGUGUUCUUCACCAUCGCUUGUGCCACUGAGCUGCCGGGUAAUAUCCUGGUGAUCCUUACUCUGGAUCGCUGUGGACGUCGCUGGUGCUCCUUUGCUUACACCUCGUUGAGUGGAAUAUUCAGUCUGGUCGGGGCCUGUUUGAAGAAUCCAUCGCAUAUGAGGAUAUCAGCGCUAGCCGGGAGAUUCUUCGCCAACAUGUGCUAUAACAUAGGGCUACAGUGGGCUGCGGAGAUACUGCCCACAGUGGUGAGAGCCCAAGGAGUGGCCUUUAUCCAUACAAUGGGCUUUGUGUCGAUGCUGAUGUCCCCACCAGUGGUUUACCUUGCCCAAGUGUCCUUGUCCAAAAUGCUAAUCGUUUUGGGUGUUCUGGGAAUUAUGGGCGGUCUUCUGGCCCUUCUUUUGCCGGAAACUCUGAAUCACGAACUACCGCAAACUCUCAGUGAUGGAGCUGAGUUCGGACGGAAUCAAAGGAUCUGGCAUAUGCCCUGCUGUGGCCCAGGUUCAAGGAAGUCCCGUGCCCGGCAUACUUGGCACCAGGGCUCCAGCUUAAGGACCUUAUCAAAGGAAGAGUUUCGAUCCAGCAGGAUGAUUCGCAAGUCAAGAUCUGUGCCCGAGGACCCAAGUCCGUCGCCCAGCGAAAAUAAAAGCGAAGAAAGGGAAAUCCGAACCUAUAAAUAUGGAAACGGAUAAGUGUUUCCACAAGAUAAGGACGGAGCUUAUCUUUAAGUUAUUUUGUGGGUUUAUCAUUUAGGUACUUGCAAUGGGAAAAUUCUUUUUUUAAGUCAAAAAACAUUUCUAUCAAUA